Fonsecaea erecta is the source of this 1224-nucleotide messenger RNA. RefSeq lists its product as hypothetical. The record is from RefSeq and is a predicted model, not a curated record. Bases 1 to 1224 code for a protein of 407 amino acids. NCBI's taxonomy places the organism in Eukaryota, Fungi, Ascomycota, Eurotiomycetes, Chaetothyriales, Herpotrichiellaceae. The transcript has a single exon.
AUGCGCCGGCGGUGGCGGUGCGUGGCCAACAAUACAGACACGAUCGAGUACCUCGACGGCAGCACACGAACGACGACGACGAAGCCGCAGGAGCAUAUCAUCGGCGGCGCCGGCACGUACGCGGCGCUAGGCGCCCGUCUCGCCGCGGGUCAGCGCCACGCAGGCGCGGUGAGCUGGAUCGUGGACAUGGGGUCGGACUUCCCGGCCGAGUUCAAGACGACCAUCGAGACGUGGCGGACGCGGUGCGUGUUCCGGCGCGACGACGCCCGCCUGACCACCACGGCCUGGAACGGCUACGGGCCCAACGAGUUCCGCGCCUUCAAGUACCUCACCCCCAAACGCCGCUUGGACGAGCAUGCCCUCGACGACGAGCAGGUCUGGGCAAAGUCCUUCCACAUGGUUUGCUCCCCCGCACGGUGUAUGGCUCUUGUGAAGGGGAUCAUGGAGCGGAGGAGGGAAUUACGUCGUCGUCGUCGUCGUCGUCGACAUCUACGUUCUACUGUCAUGGGUGGAAAGGGAGAUGAUAAGGAGGAUGGUGGGGAUGAUGAUGACGAUGAGGAAGAUGAAGACAGACCGCUCUUCAUCUGGGAACCCAUCCCGGACCUGUGUACGCCGGAGGAACUGUCACGACUACGAGAUGCAGCGGCGUGUGUCGACGUGGUGAGCCCGAACGCAGACGAGCUCGAGGCGUUCUUCAAGGGGAUGCCCGAGAUCUCGUCAUCACGGGAACGCAUGGUCGCGAGCCUCCUGGGGCUGGACCGACGAGACAAUAACAGUGGAGAGCAGAAAGUGUGCUUGGGCACAGCAGCGGCAUUGGUGGUCCGUGAAGGCGCGCAGGGAUGCACCACGUACAUCGGGAGCACGAGAGGUCUACAUCUCCCGGCGUAUCAUCACCAGCGCAAAGACAAGGUCGUGGAUCCCACGGGCGGGGGCAAUACGUUCUUGGGCGCGCUGGCCAUCGGCAUGACAGGGACCACGACCCCAGGAGAAGAGGAGGUUCUCGGUCUUCCCGACGAGACUGUGUUUCGUGAGAAAAGGCUCUUGCUCGCACUGCUCCACGCCACGAUUGCCGCGGGAUAUGCCAUCGAGCAGGUGGGCAUGCCUGCCGUGUCGACGGAAGACGGUGACUGUUGGAACGGAGAGGCAUAUCCAGCGCGGUUCCGCGAGUAUGUCAAUAGAGAGAGGGAUCAUAUCCUUGCUCAACUCUCGAGCUCAUGCUGGUGA